GGGCGCAAUUGGCCGGGCGGAGUGAUUGGGAGACACUCUAAAUUUAUUGAAAGUAGUAAAAUGUUUUGAGGGAAAAGACAACCGUGUAAUAUCAUUGCGCUAUCCAAGUAGGCUAUUUAAAUAUUAUCUGCAUUUCGCGUCAGUUGUUCACAGACAAUUUAGUUUUGUGUUUUGUUUGUACUUGCUUGUUCGCGGCACAAAAAUAUUAACUUGGCAGCAAGGGAAUUCCGCUAAGAGCACAGAAAAAUGACUGGAUUCUAAAAACAUGGAGACAAGAGGAGCCGCGAUCUGAAAGCAAGUUCUGUAAAUUUUGUGCCUCGAGUGAUAACAUCGGCAGAACGCUGGAGAUCGACUGGAUUUUAACAUGCAUUGGACAACUAAAUCUCCUCGCGUUGUAUUUUUUUGUUGCGAAGAAUUUAUUCGAGACUUGACAAAUGAACAAAAAUAGAAUUUGGAGUAAAGCAAAGCAAAGUUUUAGGCAACGUCUGUUUUUUGUGAAUAUUUUGGAAUUUUGUCAAAGGAAAAAUAUAUUGCAUAAGAGACUAUCUUUUAAUCCACGGACAUGAGACCGGUAAAGUUUGGUUAAUGGCAAUAAACGGAAAAUAUUGGAGAACAUACUGGUUUUUAGGUAAAAGCCCUUGCUACCCAUAGUAACAAGGCUGGCAAACUGAGAGAGGCCUGCUCGAGACGGCUCUUUUUAAAUUAAUGGUAGCCCACAGACAAACGUUCACAGCUACUGGUAUAACAUUAAUCUUUUCCUGGAAUACUUUUUGACGGAUUCAUUUCUUCUUCUGCAUAAGCUUAUGGAAUCUGAAAGACAGGAAAGCGACUGGUCCCGGAAUAUUUUGUUGGCUAAAAGGGAAUGCUAACAACCUCUGACGGGAAACCGAAAAUAUGAUCUAAAAACCACACCAAGUUAGCUUGGUAUUUUAUACCAAAAUUAAAACGAGGUCGAACAGGAAUGUGGAGACAUUCGUGUUGAACGACAGAGGUUUGUUUGAGUGUCGAAGAGGUAAAGUCUUCAGUGCAGUUAUUUUGUGAGGAAUUGCAUUAACAAUGGGAAUCGCACUUCUCUGGCGGAAUUGACAAAGACGACCGCCAGACAGCGAGAAGGAAGCGUGCCGUGGAAUAGCUAACAGUAGCCUGUUACACAGGACACAGUCGUGAAAUGAUCAUCGCCCACAAGAUAGACAUAUUUUAAUAAAUUGUUCACUCCUCGAUACAGGUAUAUGCGUUUGAUGACGAUUUUCUGUAAGCCUGUAGUUUUUUUUUAAAAAUCAGCGAGGGAGAAAAAUAGCCUACAAAGGCUAGUCUACACUGGACUUGGCAACGGCGAUCAAUCGUUGAUGUGGCGUAAUGGCAGUUAAGAUGAAUAACUGAUCGCUGAGAAAAACGCACGUCUUUACGGAUGUUAAGGAGAGACCUGAUGCUUCCCAGAAAGACGGAGGGUUUUUUGUCUGCAAAAUGCUAAUUGGAUAAAAGUCGGAGAAAACUAAAACGAAGCCCAAUGAGCGGCAUACAGGCUACAGUGAGUGACAGGCCCAGCAGUCUUCUCACUACUGACCCUCCUGAUAAGAAGCUUCUGUCGCACGAGUUUGACACAACAGGGCUCGUGCAGAGAUGUGUGAUCAUUCAGAAAGAUGAUAAUGGCUUUGGCCUGACCGUGAGCGGAGACAACCCUGUGUUUGUGCAGCUGGUCAAAGAAGAUGGCGCUGCAAUGCGGGCGGGAGUGCAGACAGGUGACAGGAUCAUUAAGGUGAACGGGACCUUAGUAACACAUUCAAACCAUGUAGAAGUUGUGAAGUUGAUCAAAUCCGGCUCCUAUGUGGCCCUCACAGUUCUGGGACGGCCCCCGGGGCUCUCCCACAUCCCCCUAGCCGAAGGGGAUGGGGAGAGGGGAUCCAUUCUCACCUCCCCAAACUCUCCAGGACAGGCAGGAGAGGACUGUUUCCCCUCCCCCCGGCCCGCUUGGGAGGAGAACAGUAAUGUGCUCAGCCAGAAGGUGGACAUCUUGCAGAAGAUGCUGUCUAAGGCACAGAGAGAUCUGCAGGUGCUGAAGGAGGAGCACGGCAGGAACCCCAGUCCGAAGCUCCUGAAGGAGAUCCACGAGGCAAAUAAACACAUUCCACAGCUCCAGCGCCAGCUCAGCAAGGCCAUGGGAGGAGGACAGGAUGGGGCACCCCUCGGUGAGGUGGAGGAGGGCAGCGUGGGCCAGACGGACCAGCAGCUCCCUCUGCGGGCUUUCGGCAGCACUGACGGGCCCUGGACCGGCAGCACAGCGCCCCCUGUCACGCACGGUCUCUCGGACAGCGCGUACCAAAGAGACUCCGGCCAGAGCCCAAAGACCACGCCCAGGGACGGCCUGAACUGCCCCUCCUCCGACGCGGAGGACACGCCCGACCAGGACGGCUCCGCCACGCCCCAUUUGGGAAGCCCCGCCCCCCGACUCUUCCCAGACAUCAUCGUUCCUGAGGAGGAGUACUCCGACGCGGAGCAGGAGCAGGAGCAGGUCAACGGCCAGUGCAGCUGCUUUCAGAACAUCGAGCUCCUGAAGGCCCGCCCCGCCCACCUGGCUGCCUUUCUGCAUCAUGUGGUCUCGCAGUUUGACCCCGCCCCUCUGCUGUGCUACCUGUAUGCUGAGCUGUACAAACAGACCAGCUCUAAAGAUACACGCCGCAUAUUCAUGGAGCUGAACACCUUCUUUAUGGACCGAGCAGCAAACCUGAAGGUGCCAGUGCCCGAGACCAUCUCCUCCGACCUCGAGCGGAGGAGGCCGGAGCUCAUCCCAGAGGACUUGCACAGGCAGUAUGUGCAGCUGCUGCAGGACGUCCUGCUCACGGACAUCCAGAAGAACCUGGAGGACUUCAGGCAGAAGCGCAGUAUGGGGCUGACUCUGGCGGACGGUGAGCUGAACAGGCUGGAUGCAGAGCAGGUCAGAGACCGGGCAGCGCUGGAGAGAGAGCGCUCCUGUGCGGAACAGAUCGUCUCCAAGAUUGAGGAUGUGCUGUUGACUUCAUCUCCGUCAGAAGAGGAUAAAUGCGCCGCCAUGCAGUUUGUCAUCCUGACCUACAUGAGGCACCUGGGGGUGAAGGUGAAGGAGCCUCGCAGCCUGGAGCCCAAACGCGUCCGGAUCAACUUCCUCCCCAAAAUCAAGGGCAUGCAGAAGGGUGUGAAAACGGAGAAGGAAGGGGAGGAGAAAGUGAAGAGGACUCGGUUUUCCAACAUCCUCGGAGGCCCCCCCCGGCGGCUCAACCGCAUGGACUCCGCGUCCACCGCCGUGGAGAUGAGCAAGCAGCGCCCUCAGAAGCAGCUGUCCCAGCCGGCCCUGUCCACCCCCGAGCACCCCGACGGGGCUCGCGCCCGCGGGAGCCAAUCCAGCGAGGGCUCGGACCUGAGCUUCCCCCCCGCCCUGGUCACCUCCCCCACCCACAGCGCCGCUGCCGUCCUGAGCUCUGAGGGAGGGGGCAGAGACCCCGACACCGGCUUCACGCCCUCCUCUGCCUUCCCCAAACUGAGUGAGGGGCUGACUGGUGGGGACGCCCUGGACAGUGCAACACACACCCCUAACACACUCUUCGACUUCAGCCUCUCCAGCCCGGACCAGCUGCAGGAGGACGAGCGAGAGAGCGACAGGGCCGUGGAGGGUGGGACGCCCAGGCCCAUCAGAAGGACGGAUACCCUGUGUGCAGCGGAGGUACAGAGCGAGGACGAUCAGGAGCGGGACGCUGAGCAGGACCCCCCAAACUGGCAGCAGCUGGUGGGGAGGGAGGUCCUGGCCAGCCUGACACCCCACGAGAUCAAGAGACAGGAAGUCAUCAAUGAGCUGUUUUACACAGAGCGUGCUCACUUACGCAUCCUUAAAGUGCUGGACAGCGUCUUCUAUCAGAAACUGACCAGAGACACGAUACUGCCCCCUGUGGACAUCAAGCGCAUCUUCACCAACCUCGAGGAGAUUAUCCAACUUCACGGCUCGAUCGCAGAGCAGAUGACCACCAUACGGAAGAAGAGUGAGACCGUGAUUGGCCACAUAGGAGAGGACCUGCUGUCCUGGUUCGGCGGCAGCGAGGAGGAGAAGAUCAAGCGGGCCGUCGGCACCUUCUGCAGCAACCAGCCCUUCGCCCUGGAGCUGAUCAAGAGCCGGCAGAAGAAGGACGCCCGCUUCUCCUCCUUCAUGCAGGAGGCGGAGAGUAAUCCUGUGUGUCGCAGACUGCAGCUUAAGGACAUGAUCCCAGUGGAGAUGCAGAGACUCACUAAGUACCCGCUUCUGCUGGAGAAUAUCGCCAAGUACACAGAUGAUGCGGAGGAGAAGGAGAAGGUGAAGAGGGCAGGUGAAUGCUGUAGAAAGAUCCUGAACUAUGUGAACCAGGCUGUGAAGGAGGCAGAGAAUAAGCAGAGGCUGGAGGAUUACCAGAGACGGCUGGACCUGUCCUCCCUGAAGCAGAGUGAACACCCCAUGAUCGCUGAGUUUAAGAACCUGGAUCUGACUAAGAGGAAGAUGGUGCACGAGGGCCCCCUGUCCUGGAAGAUCAACAAAGACAAGACGAUUGAGUUGUACACCCUCCUGCUGGAGGACAUCCUGGUCCUGCUGCAGAAGCAGGACGAGCGUCUCGUCCUCAGGUGCCACAGCAAGAACCUGGCGGGCACGGCCGACACCCGGCACAUCUUCAGCCCCAUCAUCAAGCUCAACACUGUGCUGGUGCGCUCCGUCGCCACAGAUAACAAGUCGUUCUUUGUGCUCUCCAUGUCGGACAACGGAGCGCAGAUCUACGAGCUGAUGGCGCAGACCGUGUCCGAGCAGAGAACGUGGCAGUGUCAGAUCACUCAAAGGGCAGACUCCAUCAAGUCCAAAGAACACAACGACAUACUUUUACCUCAGCCAGAUGGGGAGAGAGAGGCCUUAGACAUGAUGAACAGCGCCGUGCCCAGGCUCAGCAAAGACCCCGACCGCAACUCGACCGCAAGUGUUCAGUCCCCAGAGAGAGACGGCAGCGCAUCAUCUCCCAGGCUGAAGCAGGCCCCUCCCCCUGGGCCCAAUCCCUUUGAGGAAGAGCCAGAGGAGGAGGAGCCGGCGUUCCUGGACUCGGACCUGACGGACAGGCUGCCCUUCCUCAAACGGGGGUCACGUCAGGGCCUUGCCAUCGGUGACGAUGAAUCCAACCUCUUCAGCGUCCCGCCCUCCAGGGCUGAAGAAGCUUUAAAAACCUUGGCGGCGCUGAAGCAGGUGCUCUUAGCGCAGGAGGACUGGUUGAGGGGGGAGAGGCCCGCGGGGGCUCGUCUCCAGAGGACCACGUCUCUGCGGACCAGCGCCGUCCCCGUGUCCCACGCCGCCGCCGCCGCCGCGCUCAGCUCCCCAGAGAACGGCCGAGACGAGCGGCUCCAGGACCGCUCCGCUGGGGACACCGGCUACUUCGAGGCCUCCGAUGACUACACAGGUUACGUGGUGCUGGAGGGCUUGGGGGAGAGCAGCACGGAGGAGGAGGUCAGCGGGAAGGAGCGGGGCGCAGCGGGGGAUUCUGGGAUCGACAUGAAGAAGCUGCUGUCCUCGGCAGCGCAGCCAGGGGGCGCCCCCAGCUUCACCCGGCAGGUCCUGACGCACCUUCGCCUUCUGCAGGUUAACCUGCAGCACCUAAAGGAAGUGGAGACCAAGUAUAAUGAACUUUACCAAAGGCAGGCCAGGCAGACUGCUGAAACGGAGGAUAACAGAGGCAAGAGUUAGCAGGACGGAGCUGCCAGCCACUACGUCUGACCAAGAGGGAAGGUGGGGGAUGGGGCCCUGGCUCCUCCCCUACUGCAACUCGGCGGCUGAUUGGCGGAGCCGACUCGGUGCCCCUCCUCCCCGUCGGCUCGAGCCAAUCGGGGAAGACCGGCUGCCCCAAACCCGGCCCCUCGGCUUCCUCUGCCCUUCCUCGCUGCCUGAGCGAGAAGCAGACUGUACCAAAAUGUAUAAAACUGUGUGUUUAGGAUAUAUAUGAAGCACAAAGCCAGAAGAAAAAGAUAUUUUAAUGUAUUUAGCUAUGUUUUUUUUUUUUACCCCAAGAUGUAUUUAUUAGAUUUUUUCCUGUGGUUCUUGUAAGUAUUCCCCCACGUCACUUGCAUGCUUCUACCUGUGGAUCCCUCAGGCCACCUUCUACUGGGUGGAUCACCCACAGCGCCCUCUGCAGCUUGGAGGAGUGUAUGCAGAAACGUGGAGCACAGCCGCACUAGAGUGGUUACCCCUACAUGCACACACACGUUCUGAGUAACACAUGAAGAAAGGACAUCUUAAGCAGAACCUUUUGUCACUGAAUUGCAAUGAAGAAAACCAAGAUCCAUUGCCAAGCUGUUCAGGCUUUUAUAUUCAAGGUAAAUUGGAAAUUUAGUACCAUAACCAUCCUUCAGGUCUUGUGGUCUUGUAAAUUGUGUAUGCUAGGUCAUAUUUUUCGCCCUGAGCAGGCUUUGGCUUCUGAACACUUACUGCAGUUUAAAAGCACCGGACCUCCACUGCCUGUGUACAAGAUGAGUCUGUUGCUCUCAAUGUAAUGGAUACAGAAAUAUUCUUAUCCUUUCCUUCACCGAUCUUGGCCUCUGUUUGCUUUAACAUAUCAGACUGAAGUGGCAGACCAAGUCCCAGUAAAAUGCAUUGAAGUGUACUAGUCCAAAGAAAUGAAUGCAUUACUGACAACCCAUGUGUCUGUGCAUUGUGGCUUCUGAACACCAUUAGCAGGUUAACCUUGUUCUAGAGUUUCAGCGGUUCCACACAUUCUGAAUGGAAGCCCGUGGCUGGUGCCUGUUUGCGCUGGAGUCUCAUUGCACAGCGUUUUCAUCAUGUUUCGCUGGUGCCACGGGGCCAUUUCUCCCGCUCCAAUGGGCUUUCAUUAUUCUAUUAGCCCGACAUUAGUGGUACUUUUGUGGGCGUGAAGUUUCAGAUUGUGGCCCCGCGUUGGUGCUGUAACCAAGACUGAGCUGCCUGUUUACACCAUUCAUUUAAAAUUAACCAGUAUUUAUGUAGACUCUCUUUAUGAGUGCGUUUUGAUUGGGGUGUGCUAUUCCUGGUUACUGUGUAGUCCUCUAAGGAUCUGUUCACACUCACUGCUGCAGGGUUGGGGGUGGGACUCCAUUAGGAAACGGAGUUCCAGUUUUGGAACAGGGAAAAGAAGCAAGGUAGAUGUCAAUUGAAAUCUCCAGACUUGAAAUCAAGCCCAUUGGAAGACAUUUUGUCAACACUGAAUACUAAAAAUGUUAAGUUAAAGACAGGAUAAAAUGCCGAUGCUUUUGGGGGGGAAGGAAUCUUAGGGGAUUUAUGCUUGCACAAAUUGUACAAUUAUGGCCAACAUUGCAUCUCUUAAACGAUAAAAUACUUUUUUGGUUAUUUUGUAUUGUUUUUCUUUCAUAACUAUCAAACGAUCAUGAUUUUAACAGAAAUCACUGAGGAAACUGAAUAAAAGUUGAUAAAAUAUGUA
This is a messenger RNA of Anguilla anguilla (European eel), 7439 nucleotides long. RefSeq names its product Rho guanine nucleotide exchange factor (GEF) 12a (gene arhgef12a). Bases 1508 to 5716 code for a protein of 1402 amino acids. Gene Ontology annotation, molecular function: G protein-coupled receptor binding; guanyl-nucleotide exchange factor activity. The transcript has 39 exons. The record is from RefSeq and is a predicted model, not a curated record. Lineage: Eukaryota; Metazoa; Chordata; Actinopteri; Anguilliformes; Anguillidae. Gene Ontology annotation, biological process: intracellular signal transduction; G protein-coupled receptor signaling pathway. Gene Ontology annotation, cellular component: cytoplasm.